ACAUGUUUCAUAAAUUACUUCCUUUCUUCAUCCACCUUCCUCUCAUCAAAAUUUCCAGACCAAUUUUCCAAUUAGGUACACUUCAACUCACAUGGGACAAAGCAUCAUACUCAACAACCAUCCAACAUUCACAUUUAAUAAUAAAUUAGCACAAUAAAGUUGAAAAAAUAGAAAAUUCCCUAAAGUCCAAGUUCUUGAAUGUACAAGGACAUUGUCAAUUGUCAUCAUCAUUAUGAUAUAACAAUAAUUGGGAUAGAGAGGGUAGACUGAAAAACAAAACAAAACAAAAAAAGUCAAGAUUUUACCAGCUAUUAUAGUUGUGGGAUCUGGGGUUUGUUCACUCUUUUGCUGACACAAGUGUAAGGGCAAAUAAAGAAUAUUCCUCAAGAUAGUCUGAGAUCAGUUAUGUACAGAUCAUUUGUCACUUGUGAUGAUCCCAAAGGUGUCAUUGAAGGUACGACAAUUAAAAAAUUCAAGACCGGCCCUCAAAAUAUCGAAGAUCAUAAGGAUUCAAAGGAUGUUGCAAAAGAUUUGUUGAAAGGAGCUUUUGAUUUACAAGAGUCUUUAGUGAUGUUGGGGAAAUUGCAAGAAGCUUCUGAAUAUAUGAAAAAGUUGAGGAAAAGAGAAUCUGGUGCAACAGGUGUUGGCAGGACCAUAUCUGAACGUGUUGUUGCAGAUCACUGGUAUGAUAACAAGGUGGAGUUUGGAAAGCGUAGUCUUUCUGUUGACCGUUCUCGUGAUUGUUAUGAUGAGCUAAGGGAAGUAAUAAGAGAUAGCCUUGCUAGACAAAAUCUGUUGCCACCAUGUUGUGCUUCAGAAAAGGCUCGUUUCGAUAGAAGAAAAGUAGACUUGUAUCAAGAUUUCUCGCCCACGAGCUUCACUAGCUCGAGUGAGUCAUUGAUAGAAAAGGCCUGUGUUGCUGAUGCCAGAAAACUGGUUAUGUCACCCGAGUUACCGUCCACUAGCUCAAGCCAAUUUGCUUCUUUUGACUGUUCUCGAGACAAGGAGAAACCAAAAGUGCCAAAUUUGAUUGCAAGGUUAAUGGGACUUGAAGAGGUUCCUUCAACACCCCUGCAUCAGAAACAAUUAGAGAAGGACAAGAUUUUGAAGCCGAGAAGGCCUAUAUUCGAAAUAGACUUGCCAAAGGCGACGAAGCAGUCUGUCAUCAACCAGAAGGUGGAUCCAAAACGGAGAACACUAGACGGAAUAAUUGAAACCAUGCAAUUCAAAGGCCUUUUGAGAUGCAAGUCUAAUAAUGUGAUCUCUCAUCAAUUGAAGAGUUCUGCUGAUGAUGCUCCUCCUAUUGUGAUCAUGAAGCCCGUGUACGCUCCUGAACUGCAGGCAGAAAGGUUUUCGACCUCCAGCCAUGAUGAAAAUCCUCCGGACACUAAAGAUUCAUUUGGUAAACGGAACUUAAAGGAAGAGAAUUCACCUGCGAAUUUCACUAUCUACCGGAAAAUGCAGACAAGAAAAGUUCAGAAGAGUAGCUGCAUCCCCGAAAAAGGAUCCAAGGACCAUAGUGAGGGAACACUUCCUUUGACAAAAAAUAGAGCUUCGUCUCCUGGAAGGACUAAGCAACCAAAGAAAGAAGUGUUUGAGAGAACUCAACGAGCUCCUGGUGCGAAGAAAUCUGGAGAAAUGAAAAAUGCUGGUCCCAGUAACACUACUAAAGUUCAAGAUCAAAGCAAGAGGACCACUGCUAAAGUGAUGAAACUUGAGAAAAAGUCGAAUGCACCAGAAAAACUUGUUGCAUUCCAAAAUAGCGCCGACUCAAAGAGAAUCACAGCCGUUGCAGCACAUAACUCCAGAAAUAGGAAGAAGAAUGUCAAAACUGACAAGUCAGUCAAGAGUUCCUCUAUUGUCCCUAUUGUUGAGAAUAUGGAACACAACGAUGAACGAGACAGUGAUAUAGCCAUAAAAAAGGUUACAUCCUCAGAAGAGCUACCAUGUGAGAAAGUGGCUGAAAUCUCCCAGAAUGUUGUCUCUGAUAAUCUUAAGAAUGGUGAAUGUUCCGCAGCUGAAUCUACCGUGCCAUUAUUCCAAUGUGACGAUGAUGUCCCACUAAUGGAGCACACUAGGUAUCAAAUCCAUCUGGCUUCAACUGAGAAGGAAAACCUCAAAUCUGGAGCCAUUACACGACACAUACUGUUGAGCAAUGAAUCGUUCCUCAGUCGGGCAGAGGAGCUUUUUGACACUGAUGCAUGGGAACCGACAGUAUGGAAGACAAUUAGUGUAGACAAUGAAAUGCCUAACAGCACACUAGUACUGGAUUGCGCAAACGAAUUGUUGGAAAACAUAAGGUCUCAGCGCACCCUGGAAAUAUCAAAAAGUCCUGUUAACAUGUCAAGAGUCUCCAUCUCCUUCGACAAGUUGUUGAAUGAAAUUUGUGACGCGAUUGAAGUCUUGAAAAGUUACACUAAGGUUGAUGCCAAUAGCCUUUCUGUUGAUACUCUUUAUGCGUUACACAAAAGAGAUUUAUCGUGCAACAGAUUGGUUAGUACAGCAUGGGAUCUUGGUUGGAGGAAUGCAUUUACUCUGGAUGAGGUUAAACAUGUAGUGACUGACAUUGAGAAGCAUGUUUUAAAUGGAAUUAUCGAGGAUGUACUUACUGAAUUCACACUGUAGUUACUGCACAUAUUCAAAGGCCGAGCCCGGAUUUGAAGUUUAUAAGUUCUGAUGCCCCUUCGUUUGCCACAACACCAACAACCUAUUUAAGCUACUGGGUUCGUAGUGUACAAUACAUACAUAUUUAGUGGAUUUGUCAAUACAUAUACAAGAUUUGAGACAAAGCUACUGAAUUCUGCCGAUUUCGUAACGUAUAUUGUACCUCUGCCACUACAUAUAUUCAGGUUGGCAUACAUAAUGUGUAAAUAGAAAUACUCUUAUAGUAUUCUACUUACAGGGUAGUUGAAAAGGGUAUUCAAGAAGCUGUGUUUUUAGAAUUACAGAAUAAUACCAAGGCUGAAUGGAAUCUAUUAAUAUUUCUGUAAUCUAUUAAUAUUUGAAGUUGGUCAGCA
Molecule: messenger RNA, 3017 nt
Organism: Solanum dulcamara
Lineage: Eukaryota; Viridiplantae; Streptophyta; Magnoliopsida; Solanales; Solanaceae
Exons: 4
Coding region: 406-2625 (739 amino acids)
Source: RefSeq, a predicted model, not a curated record